AUGUCUCCACUCACACUUUUACUUUUGUUGGUCCUAGUAGUGCUAGAGUUGGUUUGUGCUGGCCUGAACCCAAAUUUCACACUGGUUGUUGGUGGAGAUUACAGAACCACAUCUCCAGUCACAGGUAAAUUCAUUGAUUCUCUGGCAUCUUUGCAAGAGGGUCAUGGAUCCGAUUGGCAUGCCGUCGGAAACUCUCUUCCUUUUCCAUUUAAAGAUGUGAAUGGACGUCCACUUGGAUAUGAAGUUUUCGCAAUGAAAAUCUUGAGUAGGGAAAGGUUGGUGAUUGUGGGUGGAAGUUUCCAAGGUAAUGGUUUUAAAGGGGUAGCUCAAUUUAAGGCUGAUUUGCAGAUGUGGGACAAUAUGAAAGGAGGGUUAGACAGUUCGGUAACUGUGAAGGAUAUUGAUUAUGAGGAAGAUUAUGGACUUGUGUAUAUUGUUGGAUAUUCAUAUGAGAAUCAGAAAUUUAACAGCAAGAUUGUUGUGUGGAAUGUUAAAGAGGAAAAGUGGACUAAUUUUGAAGUUAACAAUGCUCCAGUUGAGUUUACAUCUGCAGCAUUUACAAAGGUUAGAGUUUGCAAUAAUAAGGAUGGAAGAUUUAUGGUGGUUUCCUCUAAGAGUAAUUUGUUUAUAGUGGAUUUACAAACAAGAAAAUGUUCUAUCCCUUUUUCUACCAAGAAUAGUUUGAACGAUUUUCUACUAAUCUCUGAAAAGGACACAAGUUCAAUAUCAGUAAUUGUUGUUGGUACCUUCUCAGUUGAUCAAAUUAAAAACUCGGCAAGAGUUCAAUUCAAUACUGCUACGUUUACUCUUGAAGAUUUGAAGCUAUUUGGAUCAAACAAUUCAAUUGGAAUCAAUUCCAUAGUAUUUGAUUCUGUUAAUUCCAAGUACUUUGCUUCAAGAGUGGAAGGAGCUGCCAUAUCACUUGAUGCAGACUCUUCGACAUGGACAGAGUUUGGAACUCCAAUAGGAUACAUGGCUCAAAUCUUUACAAUGGAUGGUGAAAUAUUCAUAGGUAAUUCUGAUUGCUCCUCUGGCUAUCCAUUCUAUAGAUUUGACAGACUAAAUCAAAGAUGGCAACAUUUCUUAUUGGAUACAAUGGGAAAGUAUGAAAAUUGCAUUUUGAACUAUUGGAUUACAACAGAAAGCAGUAUUAUUUACAAUAAUUAUUCAAGCAGUAUCAGUAGCAGCGACAAUCCUAAGGAGGAGGACUAUACUCUGAUUGGGGUUAUCUUUGGAAGUGUGGGAGGGUUCAUCUUGUUAGUGUUGAUUGUUGUCUUAAUAAUGAGUGUUCUCUUUUCGAUUCUCAAGAAACUGAAAAAGAAAAAUGGUGAAAAUCAAUCACUCUUAUAAACAAGUUUAGAACAAUUUAGCUCC
Molecule: messenger RNA, 1374 nt
Organism: Naegleria gruberi
Lineage: Eukaryota; Heterolobosea; Eutetramitea; Acrasida; Naegleriidae
Exons: 1
Coding region: 1-1350 (449 amino acids)
Source: RefSeq, a predicted model, not a curated record